Molecule: messenger RNA, 3657 nt
Organism: Aspergillus nomiae NRRL 13137
Lineage: Eukaryota; Fungi; Ascomycota; Eurotiomycetes; Eurotiales; Aspergillaceae
Product: putative RecQ family helicase RecQ
Exons: 5
Coding region: 1-3657 (1218 amino acids)
Biological process (GO): double-strand break repair via homologous recombination
Cellular component (GO): chromosome; cytoplasm
Molecular function (GO): nucleic acid binding; protein binding; ATP binding
Source: RefSeq, a predicted model, not a curated record
AUGUUCAACUCCGGUAUUGCGCAAAAGUUAGAAGACGACGAGAGCGAAGACAUUCAUAUAUCAAACCGAUCAAUAGAGAGACCCUCGCCUAGGAUACAUCACAAAGAUGCGGAAUCAGAACAAAGGCCACAUUUAGAUGGGAGGUUACCACCACCGCAACACGCGCUCGAAGAAUUGAAUUGCGAGUCGAUGACAGGCACCUUCACUCUAGAGGAGUCAGAACAGAACACGUCUCGCCUCGCCUCUAGAGAAAACGCACCUGACCACCAAGUAGAUCCGCCUGCGGUACCGGCCAUAUCCCGCUACCAGGGGAAGACGAGCCCGGCUAAAGAAUUACACGAAGCUACCUCAAAACUAUACCGUUCUGUGUUUGGGGAUUCCUUGGAUUGGAAGCAGGCUGUUGACACUGUUGUUGAUGAUGGGCAAGUUGAUUCAUCGUCACCUCGACCUGUUGUGCUUCGUAAGGAUAAUAGAGAAGAUGCCUUGGAGCUUCAGUCGGUUGCGGUAUUCGUUGAAGCCAUGUGGGACGAAAAAAAGUCUAACCAAUAUAUUUUCCGACUGUACAGAGAUCUUCCAUAUCCAGGAGUUUCGUACUUGUCGAAAAGGACACGAGGGGCACUUUUGCGGCGAUUCGCUAACCCUCCUAACCGCCGAUGGGUUGAUGCUCGCCGCUACCUCGGGAUAAUAGAAGACAUGGUAGCUGCCAAACUUCCGGUGUCGCGGUCCUUGUGGAGUUCUGCUAUUCAUCUGGCAGGCCGUGCAUCUGGCAAAGUGUGCAAGAGGGAUUUGGUGAGAUCAAUCGGCCUCUGGCAGCAAAUGGAACAUGUGGCCGGGGUCAAGUCAGAUGGCGUCGUCUUUAACAUCCUUUUCGAUAUAGCCAUUAAAGCUGGCCAAUUCACAGUCGCAGACCGUCUAAUGGAGGAAAUGGCGAGACGUGAAAUUACUUUUACCCGCCCUGGAAAGGUUUCCAAAAUGUACUACUGUGGAAUGCAGCAGGAUGCCGAUGGCAUCCGUCAGACGUUCGAUGCAUUCGUGACUAGUGGGGAGAUUGUUGACACAGUGGUGCUGAACUGCCUGAUAGUAUCCUUUCUUCGGGCUGGGGAAACGAAGACUGCAGAGCAAUUAUAUCAUCGCAUGAUGCAGGCACAGAACACCGUUGAGCUUGAUCUCGAGAGGCUACAUCACGGGCCGAGUUUGACCUCAGAGUUCAUGGUUUAUCGCAAGAAGUCCAGGAAGCUCAAUCGGCUCUUACAAGUAUCUGCUUCUCUUAAGGAUCGACUGCCUGAACAUCAUCGAGCUUUGCAGGAGGCCCUUCCUAUGACACCCGACACGCGGACAUUCCAUAUUCUUCUUGCUCACCACGCCUAUCGAUCGGGCAACCUACACGCUUUCAUGUCGGUCAUCGGUGACAUGGAAAAAACCUUUACAGUUCCACCGCGUGGAAUGAUAUAUCUGUUGCUUUUCGACGGAUUUGCUUACAACGGCCGAAAGAGAAAGGGCUGGACCGCUGAACGGCUGUGGAACGCAUGGCGAGCGUAUCUUCGCGCUCUCUACGAAUCGAAGAACAGAUUCAAUGACCGCUUUCAUCUUCGCACAGCAAAACUCGUUUGGGAAAAUCCGCUAGGAAGUAGCGCUGCAUUGCUGGCGGCACAGACACCUACACUACCAAGAAAACCAAUCGGUUUAUACACCCCAUUGCCAUCAGGCAAGUCCGAGGCAGACGCCACGUCUGCAGAACACCAGCAGGAGCAGGUAGACGAGAGUGACGAAACAAGCAAGGAAGAUGUCGACGAAUUAGGUGCCAAUGAUGGGGUAGCCGAAUUCGAUGAUGACAUUGAUACCGACGAGUUGUUCAAUUACCGAGGCCGAGACCAGCAUGGCGAGGACGGCGAGCUUGAAGUGCUGGAACGCCAGAUUGAGAAUGGAGUAUUUUUAGGUCGUCGGAUGAUCAUCAUCAUUCUUCGAGCAUUCGGUGCUUGCUGCGGACCUAAGGAAGUUAUGGAGGUCUGGUUGCACAUCGAACGACUUUGGCAACCCAAAAGGCGCAAGGCGCUUGACGUCAUGGCCGUAGACUUGGACUUUUAUCUGCACCGGGUUUUCCGAAAGAAGUCAUUCCGUCCCCUACAGCGAGAGGUAGUCACCGCAGCCGUAGAAGGCCACGAUGUCUUCCUGCAGGCAUCCACAUCCUUUGGAAAGAGCUUGUGCUUCCAAUUGCCUGCCGUCAUCAGCCAUGGCGUGACUGUCGUUGUAUGUCCUCUCCUUGCAUUGAUGACAGACCAAGUAAACGCGCUACAAGCCUUAGGAGUAGCAGUGGCAACCAUCAACUCGACGACCUCUCUAUCAGAGAGACGCGAGAUCCUCGCAGACCUUCUCUCAGGACAUCCCCGAACCCGCCUUCUUUAUGUCACCCCAGAGCUAUGCCAAACGGAGAUGUUCCGGCGGAAUCUCCAAACUAUCCAUUCGCAGGGAGAGCUGAAUCGUAUCGCCAUUGACGAGGCCCACUGCAUCAGUGAAUGGGGUCAUGACUUCCGCCCAGCGUACAAGGAACUCUCCUGGUUCAAGCGGGCCUUGAACAACCCCCCAGUUCCGAUCAGCGCCUGCACGGCGACUGCAACCCCGCGUGUCCGAAAGGACAUCAUUAACCUCCUUGGUUUAGAUCCCGGCCGACUGAGGAUUUUCAAUACACCAUCAGCUCGACCAAACAUCCAUUACGAGAUCAGAUAUCUCCAAAAUUCCAUCGACGACUCGGGAGACUCCGGAAAGGCCCAAGUGGACGACUUCGUCUCCUGGCUGAAGUCCAUCCAGAGUCGCCGAGAGGCCAGAUUAGGCGGAGAAAAUGCUAAUCUUCCACCUAUAUCUGGUAUCAUUUACGUCUCCUUCAGAUCAGCCUCGGAGAACCUUGCCGGCAUUCUGUCGACUUCAUGGAACGGCAAUAUCCGAGCGGUUGCGUAUCAUGCCGGUCUUUCCUCCCAAGACAGGACUCAGAUCCAGUCCCAGUGGACUUCCCCGCAGUCACUCCCAGAACAAAGCGGCCAAACCCCAGCAUUCUACAUAAUAGUCGCAACGAAUGCGUUCGGCAUGGGAAUCGAUAACCCCCAUGUCCGAUUCGUAAUCCAUUGGAACCCGCCCCGAAGCUUCGAGGGGUUUGUCCAGGAGUCCGGUCGCGCAGGUCGCGAUGGUCGUGCCGCCGCAUCAAUUGUAUACUUCAACACCCAAGAGCGAGAUAAAGCACUCGAUCGUAUCCGACGAGACGUUGAAAAUGCCUACAACCGCGCCAACAAGAAACCCGCGAAUGGAGCACCAAAGGACGAUCCUAACAGCAAUCUACAAAACCAAUACGCUCGGCUGCGGAGUUUUCAAAAAGUGGUUCGCUAUUGUGAGUCAACUAGCCGCUGCAGACAUGACAUGAUCAAGGAUUUCUUUGGGGACCUGGAACUGGAGAGGAUGGGUUCUCAGGCCCCGAGCUCCGAAACGAGAACCGGCUCAGGCGCAUCACCGUGCGACUUUGCUUGUGACUUUUGCAAGGAAGGCCCCAGGAGUCUAACGCUUCGCAAGGCACGGAUGACCGUUGAGAAUGAGCUGAUGGAUUGUACGCAGUGGGAUUACAUGUCGAACAUGGAGGCAAUGUAUCCGGAUGCGUUCUCUGGUUUCGACUAG